CUUGUCACGUGACCUGAACCUCGCAGGAGCCCAUACAGUCUAUGCUUUACCGUGCGCUGUCACCUGGAGUCUUCUCAUGUGAACACAGAUGCAGUGUCCUGGCGUGUGUAAGAGGAAGCUCCUUUUCUCUGCAUCUCUGUGUGGUAGGUAUAACUGCCACGUAUAAUGAUGAUCUUGAGGGAAGGACUUUGUCCUGGACUUACAGCUGAUAUUAUUUCUGUACUGAAAAAGAACCAUGUAAGAACAGUGGUUGAUUUGGUAGCAGCUGAUUUAGAGGAGCUUGCAAGGAAAUGCUCUCUUUCAUACAAGACCCUUGUGGCUGUGAGACGUGUGCUGCUUGCUCAGUACUCUGCCUUCCCGUCCAAUGGAGCAGAUUUAUAUGAAGAGCUGAAGGCUUCGACAGCAAUCCUUCCAACUGGUAACAAGAAGCUAGACAUCCUCUUGGAUUCAGGACUAUAUACAGGAGAAGUCACUGAGAUUGCAGGGGCUCCUGGCAGUGGUAAAACACAGAUGUGUCAGAGCAUUGCUGUAAAUGUAGCCACCAGCUUACAACAGAGAGUGUGUUACAUAGACACCACUGGAGGGCUGACUGGCACUCGUCUUCUGCAGUUAAUUCAGUGCAAGGCACAGAAGGAGGAUGAACAGGUUGCAUCCCUUGAAAUAAUUCAGGUGAUCCACGUGUUUGAUGCAUAUAAACUUUUAGAUGUACUGCAAGACCUGAGACACAGUUUUUCCCAACAGCUGCUACGAUCUGGAAAGACGCUGAGACUUGUGGUGGUUGAUUCAGUGUGUGCUGUAAUAUACCCGCUGUUGGGCGGCAAACAGACAGAAGGAAUGGCAGUUAUGAUGUAUCUGGCGAGGGAACUACAAACCCUUGCUCAUGAUUUCAGCUUAGCUGUACUUGUUACGAAUCACAUUACCAGAGAUGGAUCAACUGGUUUUCGUCCUGCAUUAGGCCGCUCGUGGAGCUUUGUGCCCAGCACUCGAAUUCAGAUACAAAGAGAUGAGAGAAACAAGCAGAGUGGAAAUCGUUUAAUGUCAUUGGUCAAAUCUUCUCGACAGCCCACUAAUCUACAGGUGGAAGUUGAGAUUGGACCUUGUGGGAUUUUUGAGGAGAAUGUGACCACCGCUUCUGGAUCAUGAUUUCAUCAGGACUGCCAAUUAGUAUUGAAGUUAAAGGGAACCUGUCAGCGGCAAAAGCCAUCCCACCCGCCAGCAGUACCUUCAAGUAGCCGGCAGUGAGUUUCUAAUGAUGAUUUUCUUACUGCAUUCAGAUGAGGCAGAAGU
This is a messenger RNA of Bufo bufo (common toad), 1287 nucleotides long. RefSeq names its product RAD51 paralog D (gene RAD51D). Gene Ontology annotation, cellular component: replication fork; Rad51B-Rad51C-Rad51D-XRCC2 complex; centrosome. Gene Ontology annotation, biological process: DNA strand invasion; telomere maintenance; double-strand break repair via homologous recombination. The transcript is spliced from 12 exons. The record is from RefSeq and is a predicted model, not a curated record. The coding region runs from base 166 to 1143 and encodes 325 amino acids. Gene Ontology annotation, molecular function: ATP binding; ATP-dependent DNA damage sensor activity; four-way junction DNA binding. NCBI's taxonomy places the organism in Eukaryota, Metazoa, Chordata, Amphibia, Anura, Bufonidae.